This is a messenger RNA of Aureobasidium namibiae CBS 147.97, 1209 nucleotides long. Its product is annotated as kinase-like protein. Gene Ontology annotation, molecular function: ATP binding; protein kinase activity. Lineage: Eukaryota; Fungi; Ascomycota; Dothideomycetes; Dothideales; Saccotheciaceae. Bases 1 to 1209 code for a protein of 402 amino acids. The record is from RefSeq and is a predicted model, not a curated record. Gene Ontology annotation, biological process: protein phosphorylation. The transcript has 4 exons.
AUGACGGAUGCGCCCGUUACCCGGGAGGAUACGAAUCCUCCAACUGUUCCGCUUCCUCUCAAUCAUACGUGGAUUGGAUCCACCGAGGCAUACACUGUCCCGGUCCUCGCAGCGGCCAAGAUCCCGGGCACCGCGGAGGGCUGGCGUACUUAUAUGGACUACUUCAGCAAAGGGGACUUUUCUACGGUUAUAAGAGAGCAUACAUCUUCUCGACCCCUCCCAGAACCAUUUUUGUGGUUCACAUUCGAACGAAUGGCCAAGGCCCUUGUGGCCAUGGACACAGCAUUCCGAGAACCAGGCAAAGAUGAACCAGUGGUCAUACAUAACGAUAUCAAGCCUGGAAAUAUUCUCAUGGGCUACCCAGGGUCGCUCGGUAGAGACGCUGAUUAUAUUUCUUACCCUCCAGCUUAUGUGGGUGACUUUGGCAUGUCUUACCUCACAUCCGGUGACACCAGCUGGACGACUUGGUUAGGAAGGGGCACCAGGGGUUAUUUUGCACCAGAAGCAGACCUCCCAAAAGCAGAUCCGGACGGCGUGAGCGUACUUUCAUUUGACGACGUAGGACUCGUCUAUACACAAGAUCCUGCGUGGGAAGGCAUGAUAGAGAGGGACCUAUGGGCUGGCUACAGUCAGGACUUGAUUGAUAUCGUGGAAUACUGUGUCCAAUUUGAUAUGGCAGAACGUCCGUCACCGCAAACAUUGUUGGCCUCGAUUCAGGAAACGAUGCCCCAGUAUGCCGAUGGAAUGGAUCGCUGGGGUACACUAAGCUGGGUCAAACAAAUGAGCAGUGAGAUUGACGACUCACUUGCUGCUGAGGAUGCUACACAGAUGGACGAUGAUGCGGGCACCGGUGCUGCGACUGGAGAGAAACGUAAGGCAUCUGGACCAGUGGAAUCGGCCCCGGACGCGAAACGUAUCAAAGCCCAGACUGCUUUGGAUCGAAGACUGGCGUACGUGGCAACUUUGAUUCAAGGCGUAAAGCCGAGACCCCAACAUCAUAAAGACGAUGAGAGCUUGAUGUCUCGCUGGAUAAAUCGUCUAAUCUACAAGGACCCAGACGCGAUGUUCUCUCCUGAUGAAUUCUUCAACACAGCAGAUUCCAGUCCCAUUGAAUACUUCGAGCUUGAGAAUGAGGAUGCCAAUGAGAACCACCUGGAUGUGAUCAUGGUCAACGACGGCGAAGACGACGGCCAAACUCAUCAGCCAUAG